Messenger RNA from Pseudozyma hubeiensis SY62, 342 nucleotides. Its product is annotated as phenolpthiocerol synthesis polyketide synthase ppsB. Lineage: Eukaryota; Fungi; Basidiomycota; Ustilaginomycetes; Ustilaginales; Ustilaginaceae. The transcript has a single exon. The record is from RefSeq and is a predicted model, not a curated record. The coding region runs from base 1 to 342 and encodes 113 amino acids.
AUGUAUGACCAGUCCUCAUCCAGGAGUCGUUCAAGGCUUGUCGUGCUCAAGCUCGAGCAGGUCACCCCCGAGAUAAUCGCGAGAAAGACAGUGAGAAGCAGCAUCGGUCUCUUAGCGACUGAGACGAGCGUCUUGCCGGAUAUCGAAAUAGGACGGUCGAUGUUUUCAGAAGUUGAGGAGGGCGAAGCCGUUGCGAGACGAGCUUUAUCACUUGAUACUUUUGACCCGCCAACGAAGUUCUACGUGACGAUCGAAAAGGGUCGAUCAGGGUCGAGCUUCGAUCAUCGACCGAAAAUGGCUGCGAGGAAGAGGAAACGGAUGUCGAAUCGCCUGACUGCGUGA